Messenger RNA from Priapulus caudatus, 882 nucleotides. RefSeq lists its product as uncharacterized. Bases 10 to 855 code for a protein of 281 amino acids. The transcript is spliced from 6 exons. NCBI's taxonomy places the organism in Eukaryota, Metazoa, Priapulida, Priapulimorpha, Priapulimorphida, Priapulidae. The record is from RefSeq and is a predicted model, not a curated record.
CUGACGAGAAUGCACAUCAUCAUGGCGGUGGCCGUACAGGCGGACAGCCUUAAGCAGAGAGGCACCAAGUACUUCACGCUAGAGUACGCCACAGACGACGCUGAUAACUUCACCACGUACAUGGGAUUCGGCAAUGAAGCCAAGAUCAUAGAUGGCCAGCCACAGGCACGGCAGACGACACGGUGUUGCUGCGCUGGCUUCCCGUUGCCCAUCACGGCGCAGUAUGUGCGUCUGCUGCCGAUACAAGCUGCCGACAACAACGGCAUCGGACUGCGCAUGGACCUGUAUGGAUACGAGUGGUCAGACCGUGACCGCUCCUGCGACACCCACUGGCAACUGGAGAGCUACGUAGGCUGGCAGCUAGGCGACUACGGUUACCGUGCCGAGCAGCCGACGCUUGCCGAUUGCCACACGGAGUGCCUCCACCUGAAGCCCUUCCCAUGCCGCUCGCUCAACUACGAUGACGUCACGCAGCUGUGCACGCUGAAUAACGGCACGGCGGUGACGAAGCGAGGCCAGUACGAACAGACGACAGCAGCUGACGUGAAUCUGGGGAACUAUUACGAGCUGACGUGUCAACCGAGAUGCAAGGAGGAUUUUAACGUGAUAACGAGCGGCAUGUGUGAUUUCAUUGAUGACGUCAGCGUACGCAAUCUUGGCUCAGGAGAUGUCGCGGCCUGUAAGCAGCUCUGCUUGUCCGAAACUUUGUUUACGUGCAGAUCGUUUAACUACAACAGAGUGACGCCAGCGUGUGAGCUGUUUCAGCAAACCUAUCUAAAGCAGCACCUGACGUGCACGGACCAAGCUAUCUACGACUACUACGAGAAAACCUCAGGCUGUCCAGAAUAUCCAUAGCCCUGUCGGCCUGGUCAAUCGUUGACA